This is a messenger RNA of Micropterus salmoides (largemouth bass), 2188 nucleotides long. It is a transcript of the gene cdc6, whose product is annotated as cell division cycle 6 homolog (S. cerevisiae). Gene Ontology annotation, biological process: mitotic DNA replication checkpoint signaling. Gene Ontology annotation, molecular function: DNA replication origin binding; ATP hydrolysis activity. NCBI's taxonomy places the organism in Eukaryota, Metazoa, Chordata, Actinopteri, Centrarchiformes, Centrarchidae. Gene Ontology annotation, cellular component: nucleus. The record is from RefSeq and is a predicted model, not a curated record.
GAGGAUUUGGCGCUAGUUUGAGCUCAGUGUGCGGAAGAAGACAGACGGAUAGAGACGCGGAGAGGACUUCAAGACGAGAGAAAACACUCAUCUCUGAGCUGAGAAGUCGUCUGUUAACUUUUCGUAAAGAUUAAACACAAGAUGCCCAGCACACGCUCUCAGGGUCGGGCUCAGCCCACGCUGUCGUUUCCUCGCCGCAAAUCCUGCAGAGUUUCCUCUCGCUCCAAGGCGCCACAGCUGGACAAAUCUCCAGCUCCAUCACCAACCAAGCCAGAACCCAAACCUCUCGUCCAGAUCGGCCCGCUCUCCCCGAGACGCCUCGCCGAUCGGCCCACUCCUCUCUCGCCCAGACGUCCUGCAGCCCAGCCGCCAUCAUCCCCCAGCCUGCAGCCACGGCUUCCACUCAGCCCCCGAAAACGCACAGGUGACGACAACGGCUGUAACCUCGGCGCCUCCUUUCUGGGUUCACCGCCGAAGCUGAGCAAGCCGACCCCGGCUUCUCCCCGAAAGCUGGGCUUUGACGAGAACUCGCCGGUCUUAGCUCGCCGACGGCUGGUCCCAUCGUCACCACGGCGGGCGCUAUCUCCCACCGCCAUAUCGUCCCAGAUGGGACAGGAAACACCUGCUGGAAGCCCCGCCUGCCAAAGCUCUGAGAAGAAGCCGCUGGUCGUCCGACUCUCAGAAAAGUCGAGGUUUGUGAACGUGAAGCAGGCGCUCCACACCGCCGUCCCCGAGCGGCUCCUUUCCCGGGAGACCGAGCGGGCGUCCAUCCGGUCUUUCCUGGAGGAGAAGGCCCUGCAGCGCCUCCCCGGCAGCCUCUACAUCUCCGGAGCCCCGGGGACCGGCAAGACGGCCUGCCUCAACUGUGUCCUGCAGGAGAUGAAGGCCGAGCUGUCCCCGGUACAGACGGUGGUGGUGAACUGCAUGAGUCUGCGGAGCUCCCACGCCAUCUUCCCACUGCUGGCCGACAAGCUGAGAGCGCCCGGCGGGCAGAACGGACUGCAGAGGUUCCUGACGGCCACAGGGCCCGCUGUGCUGCUGGUUCUGGAUGAGAUGGACCAGCUGGACAGUAAAGCUCAGGACGUCCUCUACACCAUCUUUGAAUGGCCGUACCUGCCGAAGUCUCGCCUCUGUCUCAUCGGUAUCGCCAACGCUCUGGAUCUGACCGAUCGCAUCCUGCCCAGACUGCAGGCUCGCCCUCAGUGUCGCCCCCUGCUGUUACACUUUCCUCCCUACAGCAGACAGGAGCUCACCGCCAUCGUGCAGGACAGACUCGCUCAGGCGUCAGCUGAAGGGAUCCUGGACGCCUCGGCGGUUCAGUUCUGUGCCAGGAAAGUGUCGGCGGUUUCAGGAGACGCCAGGAAAGCUCUGGACAUCUGCAGGAGAGCUGUCGAGGUCGUGGAGUCUGACGAGAGGAAAAAAGCAUCAGAUCCAAAAGCUGAAACCAAAGGGUCGCGGGUCAGCCUUCCCCAGGUUGCGCGGGUGCUGUCGGAGGUGUACGGCGACCGGAUGGCGUCUCAGUGCGGCGGCUCUGAUGGAGAGAGUUUCCCCCUGCAGCAGAAGCUGCUGGUCUGCUGCCUGCUGCUGCUCAUACGAAGCGGAAAGAGCAAAGAGAUCGUCCUCGGAAAGCUCCACGAGGUUUACAGUCGCCUGUGCGCUCAGAGGCAGGUGUCCGCGGUCGGUCAGGGCGAGUGUUUGUCCCUCUGCAGUCUGCUGGAGAGUCGAGGAAUCUUCGCUCUGAAGAAAGCCAAAGAGGCUCGUCUCACUAAGGUGUUCCUGAAGAUCGAGGAGAAGGAUGUUGAAAACGCUCUGAAGGAUCGAACUCUGCUGGGCAGCAUCCUCGCCGCCGGCCUCCCCUCAUGAUCAGAGAUUCGAUUUAUAUUUUUUUAUUUUUAAUGAUUUUUAAGCUCAACAUAUGAACCAAGAUUUUUUUUCAUGGUUUGCUUUUUUCCUUCUCAUUUUUGCUGAGAAUUUGUACAGUUUUUUUUUUUUUUUUUUUUUAAAUAAUGAAAAUGUUUACAAAAAAUAGAUUUUUAAAUCUUUUUCCUGGACUGAUGUUGCUGCUCAGUUUUGAAUUGUUGAGAAAUGUUAGACACACGUCAGUUAUGAAAUGACAGCAUUUGUUUCAGUUUGGAGUUGGAACAGUUUGUUUUUACGCUGUAAAUAAACAAAUUUACUGACAUUUUAA